AUGGAUGUAGCUAGCGGCAGAGGAAAGCGAAGGAAGGGGAAGGAAAUCAUAUCUCCACCUAUGAGGCUUUUAGGGAACUUUGUUUGCUAUGACCCAACGGUUUGGUACCGAAGAGAUAGUUACGCAAAGGACAGCAAUUCCACCAACUUUCUCAAUUACAUCGACCCUCUCUCCGAACUAGCCAGCAAGCAUGUGAACAGGCAAGCCAAGCAUGCGAGCAGUAGGAGCAAGUCCGAACCUGCUAGCACGAGCCAGGUCGAUGUAAUUGAGGGUUCGCCUAUCCGUACUACUACUUUAUCCAUCUCCGUAGCUGACGUAUUUCGCACUACUGAACAAGACUCGAGCGCGUCUAAACGCCCUUACCCAAAUACCAAUUGCACUGAAAAUUGGAGACAGAAAGAUUUUUUCUCGAAAUUGAUUUAG
This is a messenger RNA of Striga asiatica, 423 nucleotides long. Lineage: Eukaryota; Viridiplantae; Streptophyta; Magnoliopsida; Lamiales; Orobanchaceae. The record is from the annotation of a GenBank genome assembly.